Rhipicephalus sanguineus (brown dog tick) is the source of this 1003-nucleotide messenger RNA. RefSeq names its product WW domain-binding protein 4. NCBI's taxonomy places the organism in Eukaryota, Metazoa, Arthropoda, Arachnida, Ixodida, Ixodidae. The coding region runs from base 131 to 940 and encodes 269 amino acids. Gene Ontology annotation, cellular component: nucleus; precatalytic spliceosome. Gene Ontology annotation, biological process: mRNA splicing, via spliceosome. The transcript has 8 exons. Gene Ontology annotation, molecular function: zinc ion binding; protein binding; RNA binding. The record is from RefSeq and is a predicted model, not a curated record.
ACGAAACUACAUCUAGCACGAAGCCGUCAUAUGGUUUAACGCAAGCCAAGUUGAUCCAAAGCAUAGACGUUCUGUAAAUCCCAGCGAUUCACUCAGCGUCGUUUCUGCUAUCUGAACAUUUCAUACCACAAUGGCUGACUACUGGAAGUCGCAGCCUAAAAAGUUUUGCGAGGCCUGCAAGUGCUGGUUUGCAGACAAUAAGGCGAGCAUAGAUUUUCAUGAAAGGGGUAAAAAUCACCAAGCCAAUGUGCAGAAGCGAAUCACAGAGAUCAUGAAGAAAGGAAAGAAGAUGCAGAAAGCUCAGCUGAACUAUGAAAACAUCAUGGAUGGAAUUAACCAGGCUGCAUUACAGGCGUUUGAAAAAGACGUGAAGACCGGAGGCUCGAAAAUUGACGCAUAUAGAUAUGCUGCUGAGGAAGCCAAGCUCAAGGAAAAGGCAGCGGAGAAAGAGCAGGCAAAUUUUCCUACACCAGCAGUGCAAGUAGUGUCAUGGUUUGAAGGUGUCACUGAGGGAGGGGAGACAUACUAUUGGAACAUGGAGACUGGAGAAUCUACAUGGGAGAAACCAGAGUGCGAAUAUGUCCCACUUUCCAACCAACAAGAACCAUCCGGUGAGAGUGCACCACCAGAGGAUGACUCGUCACAGGAACCAGACUCAACUAUAGGACCAGCGCCUAAGGCAAGUCCGUAUGGAGAGUGGCAAGUGGUCAGACCCAAGCAGGUGCCAAAGAUAGAUUUGCAACUUCCCCAAAAGCCAGAAGGUGUUGAAGAGGUUGUCAUUAGUGUACCAAGUGACGCUCCCACAAGGAUGAAGUUUAUGGAAAAGACUGUGGGUAGCCUUGAAUCCAAGGAAGGCGAAGAUGCAAGUUCUGUAUUCAAAAAGCGCAAGUUUGGCUCUCACAGCAAAAGGAAUGUGAGGCAGCGAACUGAUGAUGACUAGACCGGACUGCAUGCCCCAAUGCAGUGCUUUGUAUGUAAAUAAAUGUAAAUACAUCAUGCAUUU